Oncorhynchus tshawytscha (Chinook salmon) is the source of this 375-nucleotide messenger RNA. Its product is annotated as protein FAM189A1. Gene Ontology annotation, cellular component: membrane. The coding region runs from base 4 to 375 and encodes 123 amino acids. The transcript is spliced from 4 exons. The record is from RefSeq and is a predicted model, not a curated record. Lineage: Eukaryota; Metazoa; Chordata; Actinopteri; Salmoniformes; Salmonidae.
GGCAUGUCUGGCCGUCAGGGUGGGGCCAAACUGCUGCUGUACCUGGGGCUGUGCCACCUGGGCCUGGGGGCCAUGGUCCUGGCCUUCUCCUUCACCAGCAUGGCCUUCACAUCCUCAGCCCGCGUCCGACAGUCCUGCCCCUUCUGGGCCGGCUUCUUUGUUGUGGCAUCAGGGUUAGUUGGACUUAUCUCAUGGAGAAGACCACUCACUCUGGUGGUGUCCCUCUUCAUGCUGCUGUCUGCUGUGUGUGUCAUCCUUAGUCUGGCUGGAUCCAUGCUCUCCUGUCAGAAUGCACAGAUGGUCAAGUCACUCCUCACCUGCCAGGUGGAGAAUGGGUUGUGUGUGUGUUGCGCCCAACACACUCCUGCUCUAUAA